AUUUCGAUUUGUUGAAGGAAACAAAGUGUACUGAAAUCCAAAGAUUACUAUCAAAGAAAACAGUAUGGGCUCCAUGAAUUCAAACAACUGGCUCUCCUUUCCUCUCUCGCCUACCCAUUCUUCUUUACCACCACAACUUCAUACAUCUCAGUCCCAUCAGUUCAAUAUAGGGUUAGUGAAUGAAAACAUGGACAACCCAUUUCAAGGUCAAGAAUGGAAUCUGAUUAAUACUCAUGGAAGUGGUGAAGUUCCAAAGGUUGCAGAUUUUCUUGGUGUUAGCAAAUCUGAGAAUCAGUCAGAUCUUGUGGCGUUCAAUGAAAUUCAAGCAAACGAAUCGGAUUAUCUCUUUCAAAACAACAGCUUAGUGCCUGUGCAAAACACCAUUGCAGCCGCCUCUGGUAACUAUGAGUUUCCAGAAAAUGCUAACAAUUUGCAGUCUUUGACAUUGUCCAUGGGAAGUGGCAAGGGUUCAACUUGUGAAACCAGUGGUGAAAACAGUACUAACACCGUCGAAGCUACCCCAAGACGAACUCUUGACACUUUUGGCCAACGAACUUCAAUAUAUCGAGGCGUAACAAGGCAUAGAUGGACAGGAAGAUAUGAAGCCCAUCUUUGGGAUAAUAGUUGUAGAAGAGAAGGGCAAUCAAGGAAAGGACGACAAGUAUACUUAGGUGGGUAUGACAAAGAAGAAAAGGCAGCUAGGGCUUAUGAUCUAGCUGCAUUGAAAUACUGGGGAACGUCCACUACUACCAAUUUUCCAAUUAGUAACUACGAGAAGGAAUUGGAAGAGAUGAAACACAUGACUAGACAAGAAUUUGUGGCCUCUAUUAGAAGAAAGAGUAGUGGUUUUUCGAGGGGUGCUUCCAUGUAUCGUGGAGUUACAAGGCAUCACCAGCAUGGAAGAUGGCAAGCAAGGAUUGGGAGAGUUGCAGGAAACAAAGAUCUUUACUUGGGAACUUUCAGUACGGAGGAGGAAGCUGCAGAAGCUUAUGACAUUGCAGCGAUAAAGUUCAGAGGCUUAAAUGCAGUCACCAAUUUUGACAUGAACCGUUAUGAUGUAAAAGCCAUACUCGAAAGCAACACUCUACCGAUCGGAGGAGGUGCGGCGAAACGGUUAAAAGAGGCGCAAGCUCUUGAAUCUUCAAGACGUCGUGAAGAAAUGAUAGCCCUCGGUUCAACUUUCCAAUACGGAAGCUCCAGCUCGAGCAGGCUACAAGCAUAUCCAUUAAUGCAAACCCCAUUUGACCAAAGUCCUCAACCUUUACUUUCCUUACAAAAUCAAGACAUUUCUCAUUACACUCAGGACCCUUCGUUUCACCAAACUUACAUUCAAACCCAGCUGCAAUUGCACCAGCAACCUGCAGGGUCCUAUAACUUACACCCGUCGAGCCAGAGCUCUCAUUUUUACAACAGUUAUCUUCAAAACAACCCGGCUUUGCUUCAUGGGAUGGUCAACAUGGGUUCUAAUUCUUCUUCAGUGCUUGACAAUAAUGGAAGUUCUAGUGGGAGUUACAGUGGAGGGUAUCUCGGCAACGGCAUUAAUGGGGUGAAUGGUGUUGGAUCUGCCGAAGAACUGCCCCUUGUAAAGGUGGAUUAUGAUAUGCCAGCGGGUGGAUAUGGAAACUGGACGGGGGAUUCAGUUCAGGGGACAAAUGGAGGAGUUUUUACAAUGUGGAAUGACUGACUGAAAAUGAAAAUGUUUUGAGAAAACAGACACAAUUUACUAUGCUUUUUUCUUUCAUGUUGCAAGCAAAUAUAUUAGGAUUUUUAAUGGGAAACUAUAGAGAUGUAGGUCUACUUUGAUUAGAAGAAGAAGCCCUAGUUUUCAUUGGUGGUUGUAUUUUUUUAUGAUUAAUUGUUGGUGGUGAGGGUUAGGGCUCUUACGAUGGAAGAGUUGACCAAAAAUCAGAUUCAAGGGUCUUAAUAGGACCCAAAUUU
Molecule: messenger RNA, 1938 nt
Organism: Mangifera indica (mango)
Lineage: Eukaryota; Viridiplantae; Streptophyta; Magnoliopsida; Sapindales; Anacardiaceae
Product: AP2-like ethylene-responsive transcription factor PLT2
Exons: 8
Coding region: 65-1684 (539 amino acids)
Biological process (GO): regulation of DNA-templated transcription
Molecular function (GO): DNA-binding transcription factor activity; DNA binding
Source: RefSeq, a predicted model, not a curated record